This is a messenger RNA of Salvelinus sp. IW2-2015, 1778 nucleotides long. NCBI's taxonomy places the organism in Eukaryota, Metazoa, Chordata, Actinopteri, Salmoniformes, Salmonidae. The record is from RefSeq and is a predicted model, not a curated record.
AAAUCUGAGGGUGGGUUUGUUUCGUUUGUGUACACCAURCUUUCCUCGUGGAUGUAUACAUAAUAGCUGAAUACCCAYRUCUCAGUCGACUGAAACAUGUCUAAACUACAGUCGUUUCGUGUGUUUUUAAAUGAGCGUUUAACCGCGGCAGCUGUGGAGAUUUUCGGGGCAGUUGAAGAAACGGUAGCGGAGUACCGCGAGGAGAAUGAUCGGCUACGGAGACUGCUGCGGAUCACACCGGAGAUACAACUAUGUAGAAUAGACUCCCUGCAGCUCUCUCUCACUGUCUCUGAAGAGGAGGUUCUCCCUGAGCAGCAGCACUGUGAGCAGGAGUGGAACCCCAGUCUGGGGCAGGAGAACCCAGAGCUUCCACAGAUUAAAGAGGAACAGGAGGAACUCAGGACCAGUAAGGAAGAAGAGCAGCUUCAAGGUCUGGAGGCUGAUAUCAAAUUCACUCCUUCCUGUGUGAAAAGUGAAUGUGAUCAGGAGGACCCACUUCAGCCCUUCACUUCUCCCCAAACCCAGACUGUGGAGAUCAGAGAGAGUGACCCUAAACAAGUGGAUCUCACACCUUUUGUUACUGUGACCCACCUUAAGGGUCUCUACAUUCCCUGUGACCCUCCAGAUAAUCAGAACAAUACCUCCAGCCACAGGUCAGCUGUAAGCAGUGACCCAGUAGGACUUGACAGCAGCCCACGAUUGGAUCCCAACCUAUCAAUGGCGGAACAUUGUUCCAAACCCAGCACCACGUCUAGAAAAACUCACCACUGCCGUGACUGUGGUGAAAAGUUUGCUCUGAAAGCUGACGUGGGGAGGAAUAUGACUCUCCACAAGAAGAGACUUCGUGAAUGCAGCUUCUGCAGAAAACGCUGCUCCUCCACCUGUAAACUGAAGGCCCAUGUCCGCCUCUGUCACAGUGGGAAACCCUGCACCUGUCCUGUUUGUGCCAAGACCUUCAGCCUCAAAGGAUAUCUGUCCAAGCACAUGAGGAUUCACACAGGAGUGGGGGAGAGAACAUUUAGCUGUGGAGACUGUGGGAAAAGCUUCAAUUUGAAGGGGAACCUAAAGAACCAUAUGUUGACUCACACAGGAGAGAAAUCAUUUAGCUGUGYUGACUGUGGGAAAAGCUUCAUUCAUAAGUGGAACCUAAGGAGCCAUAUGCUGACUCAUACAGGAGAGAAACCAUUUAGCUGUAGUGACUGUGGGAAAAGCUUCAAUCAGGAGGGGAACCUACGGAACCAUAAACGGACUCACACAGGAGGGAAACCAUUUAGCUGUGAUAACUGUGGGAAAAGCUUCAAUCAGAAGGGGUCCCUAAAGAAGCAUACACUUACUCACACAGGAGAGAAACCAUUUAGCUGUGCUGACUGUGGGAAAAGCUUCAAUCAGAAGGGGAACCUAAGGAACCAUAAAYUGACUCACACAGGAGAGAAACCAUUUAGCUGUGAUGAUUGCGGGAAAAGCUUCACUCAAAAGUCUAACUUACUGACGCAUGUGAAAAAAAUCCACAAAGGAGGAAAACUAGGAUAAAAACUGAAAGAAAAUUAGGACAAAGAUCUAUUUAGUCACAAGGUGAAAAUAAAAAGUCAGGAUGUGGACAUUUUGAGUACACGCUCAGACACAUAGCUGGAAUAAGUAAAUGAAGUCUGAGAGGAUAGUCAGAUUAACUGAUGACUAAAUUAGCAGUGCAGAUGGCACUAUUUUGUUAAGUGCAGAGAUGUAUUAUGGGUAUGAAUGUGUAGGGGACUUCUGAAAUUCUACAGAUUUUGUGGCCCAGC